AUGUGGUGUCGAGGUUUCCUGCAGACGGUCAGAUCCAUGUCGACCAGCAGACAGGCGGGCAUCCUCUUUGACGUGGACGGCGUCCUGCUCCGUGGUGGCUCAGUGAUUCCAGCCGCUCGACGAGCAUUUCGGAAGCUUCUGGACCAAAACAACAACUUCCUGUUUCCUGUGGUCUUUGUCACCAAUGCUGGAAGCUGUCAGAGACAUCAUAAGGCCCAGCAGCUGUCUCGCCUGCUGGAGGUCCAGAUUGCCCCGGAGCAGGUAGUUCUUUCCCACAGUCCUUUGCGAAUGUUGAAGAGUUUCCAUGAUAAAUGUGUUCUGGUGUCUGGACAGGGACCAGUGACAGAUAUCGCCAACACUUUGGGUUUUGAGAAGGUCGUGAGCAUCGAGCAGCUCAGAGAACAUCACCCCCUGCUGGACAUGGUGGACCACAACAGGAGACCCCACCAGCCUUUGUCUCCUCUGCAGUCUCUUCCCAAAAUAGAAGCGAUCAUCUUGUUCGGAGAGCCAAUCAGAUGGGAGACCAACCUGCAGCUGCUGAUGGACGUGUUCCUGACCAAUGGGAGUCCUGGUUGUGUGUACGAUCCUCAGCUGUCGGCCCAGCUGCCGGUUCUCGCCUGUAACAUGGACCUGAUGUGGAUGGCAGAGGCCCCGUCACCAAGGUUUGGUCACGGGAUGUUCCUGCUGUGUCUGGAGUCCGUCUACAGGAAGAUGACGGGUCGAGAGCUUCAGUACCAGGCGCUGCUGGGAAAACCCAGUCUACUAACAUACCAGUAUGCCGAGCACCUCCUCAGACUGCAGAACCACAACCAGAAGCUAACCACCAUCUAUACCGUCGGAGACAACCUGAUGACGGAUAUCUAUGGCGCUAACCUGUACAACCGUUACCUGGCUCAGCAGCAGCACGCUGCCAUAACAACCACUACCAAGCUUGUUUCUCAGGGGAUGGGGAGUCAGGUGACAACGACGGUGCCGGAGGAGCCGCUGGUGUCGGCUGCUGCUCAGUGUCGUUCUAUACUGGUGUGCACAGGCGUCUAUAACCCUCACUCCCCGUUGCCUAGUGACCAGAACAGCAUGGUCACAGUCUUCCAUGGCCACAGAGACCUGGUCCUAGAGCCAGACCUGGUGGAGCCGAGCCAUGUGGUGGAGGAUGUGGAGGCCGCUGUCGACCUGUUGCUGCAGCAGGAGAGCGCUGUCACUCCUGACCUCUGA
This is a messenger RNA of Chelmon rostratus (copperband butterflyfish), 1212 nucleotides long. RefSeq lists its product as uncharacterized. Gene Ontology annotation, cellular component: mitochondrion. The transcript is spliced from 9 exons. Gene Ontology annotation, biological process: glycerophospholipid biosynthetic process. Lineage: Eukaryota; Metazoa; Chordata; Actinopteri; Chaetodontiformes; Chaetodontidae. Bases 1 to 1212 code for a protein of 403 amino acids. The record is from RefSeq and is a predicted model, not a curated record.